Messenger RNA from Lagopus leucura (white-tailed ptarmigan), 1716 nucleotides. RefSeq names its product PARN like ribonuclease domain containing exonuclease 1 (gene PNLDC1). Gene Ontology annotation, cellular component: endoplasmic reticulum; cytoplasm. NCBI's taxonomy places the organism in Eukaryota, Metazoa, Chordata, Aves, Galliformes, Phasianidae. The record is from RefSeq and is a predicted model, not a curated record. Gene Ontology annotation, molecular function: poly(A)-specific ribonuclease activity; RNA binding. Gene Ontology annotation, biological process: nuclear-transcribed mRNA poly(A) tail shortening. The transcript is spliced from 19 exons. Bases 16 to 1614 code for a protein of 532 amino acids.
UGCCCGACGGCAGCCAUGGACGUGGGGGCGGCGGACUUCGCGCGCUGCCUGCCCAGCCUGCGGGACCGCGUCGGCCGCGCCGCUUUCCUGGGCCUGGACAUGGAGUUUACUGGCCUACAUUCAGUUUUCCUACAAAAUUACCAGCCCAGCUUGUUUGACUCCCCAGCUGAGCGGUACCGGAAGGUCAGGCAGAGUGUGCAGCGCUUCACCAUCACACAGCUGGGGCUAGCAAUAUUCUCAGAAGAAAAUUCAAACAAGUAUGUGGUGCAUUCAUACAAUUUCUUUCUCUUUCCAUCAACUUUGGGAGUUAUGGAUGCUGAAUUCACCCUUUCUGCAUCUAGCAUUCAAUUCCUGUCUCACUAUGGCUUUGACUAUAAUAAGUUCCUGAAAGAUGGAAUCCCGUACAUGAAUGAGUUACAGGAGAAGAUGCUUAGCCAGCGUCUCUUAGAGGGUAGCUGGAAAGUUUGCAGUGCUCUGAACAUGAAUGUUGUGAAGAAGACUAUUGAUGAAGUGACCUGUUGGAUAGCAGCAGCCAAGGAAGAGGACUCAAUGGUUCUGCAGGAUCUGAGUGAUUCUCAGAUGCUUGAUGUUCAACUGGUUCUGCGACAAGCUCUCCCAAACGUUUGGACAGAGCCUCUCGGAGACAACGAGGUAAUGGUGAAAAAAGUGAGUCCGCAGCAUCGUCGCCUUCUGGAAAGCUCUUCUCAUGACUCCUGCCAGAAGGAGCUCAUUCUCACAUCUGCCCGGGGCUUUACCAACCUUUUCCAGAUAAUUGUUAAAGCUAAAAAGCCUCUGGUGGGACACAACAUGCUGAUGGACCUCUGUCAUCUCCAUGACAAGUUCUACAACCCCCUGCCAGAAAGCUAUGAGGAGUUUAAAAAGAAUAUUCACCACCUGUUUCCUGUCCUCAUAGACACCAAGACUGUAACAAAAUCCAUCUGGAAGAACUAUCAGUUUCCUCGAGUAUCUAAUCUUCUGGAGGUGUAUGAGGUUUUGUGCAGCAGUGACUUAAAUCCCAUGGAUCCAUCGUGUCCAGUGAUUGCUCUUGCAAGCGACUCUGUGCGAUACGCUGAGAAGGCGGCUCCUCAUGAGGCAGCGUAUGAUGCAUUUCUCUGUGGUUCAGUUCUUCUGAAGUCAGCUCAUUUGCUGUUGUGCAGCUUGACAGACGAUGCAGCGAAGGCCAAUUCUUCUUUCUCUCAGUAUCUCACCAUGUUAGCCGAGUAUUUGAACAAGGUGAAUGUCAUCCGAGGUGGCGUCUCAAGCAUUAACUUUUCUGGGGAAGAUGCUUCCUGCCAAUACCCCCCUCCCUUGGUUGUCUGUGUUCGAGGUUGGCCACGGCUGGAUGAAAGGCAGAUCUACCAGGAGUUGCAGCCUCUUUGUCGCUUUGAUAUUAGACGGCUUUCAGAGAAUCAAUUCAUUUUGCUCUCCAAUAGAUUUAAGCAUGUCAUUCGUGUUCUGCGUGAUUACAAAAAUCACCCUAAGCUGCAGAUCUCUGUCUAUCGCCACUGGAGGCACUCUCCUCAUGUGAACUGCCUGUUAAAAGUCUCUGGUAUUGUGGCACUUUGGUCUCUGUUGGCCUUUGUGCUUGGAGGAUCUCCUUCCUGUUCACCAUAAAUGACUCUCAGAUGAGCUCUGAGGAACAGAUCCUUUUUUCUUUUCUUUUUUUUUUUUUUUAAAUGUUUGUUUUGUUUCAUUUUCAUUACAUUCAAUAAAGUA